UGUCUUGAAUUCUAAGUUCUCUUGAAAAAGUCUCACUCUGUUCUGAAUUCCUCACCCACUCUCUUUAUUACUUGAACAACACUACUCUCUCUUUUUUUUGCAGUCAAGUUUAACCCUCCAUGCAAACACCCUCGCUUCCAUUGCCAAGAACCCCAACUGUUUAGGGCAAUGGCCGUCGAAGUCUUCCCCGACAGCCCCCGCGUGGGGGUAGUCAGCCCCCGGAUCUCUUUCGAUCUUUCCCACUACGACAUCGUCCCCGUCGAACAAUACAUUCGAUCCACUUCCUCCUCCACCAUCGACUUCGACUUCUGCGUCUUCCGCGAGAGCUUCGACCAAGAUUCCUCCUCCGCCGACGAGCUUUUCUUCGACGGCAAGAUCCUCCCUAUUGAGAUCAAGAAAAGACUCGCCCCGCCCAGAACCGCCGAGGCGGCGCCGCCACUCCCGCCUCAGGGAACUCAAAGACCAGUUGAAAUAAAAGCCACAAACACAGAAACUGAAGAAAAGCAGAUUAAUCAGAAGUCGUCGUCGUCGUUCUGGCGGUUUAAGCGCAGUAGCAGCUUAAACUGCGGCAGCGGCUAUGCGAGGACGUUGUGCCCAUUGCCGCUCUUAUCACGAAGCAAUUCAACUGGCUCCACAGCAAGCAGUAAGCGCUCCUCUCUCGCAAAUAAUCAGAAGCAGAAUCUUCUGAAGUACUCCUCCCCAAACAGCUCCCUGAAGCAGCCUCCGUCGAGCGGUCACCAGAAGCCGCCUUUGAAGAAGACCAGCCACGGUUCUUACUGCAAUGGGGUUAAAUUCAAUCCAGUUCUAAACGUCCCUCCGGCGACCCUGUUUGGCUUGGGUACCAUAUUUUCCGGCGGCAAGAAUGGCAGCAAGAAGAAGUGAUUACUGGCUCAGUUCAAUCAUAUCUUUCCAGUCUCAUUUGUCUUUUUAACAAACAUAUUUUAAAUUCGACCAAAUUGAGGUAGUAAUUAAAGGGAGUGUGAGGACAAAAGCAAGAAAAUGAGCAAUGGGGUCAGUUGGGAAUUCUUGAUUCCAUAAUCCAAUCGACACCCACAUGCUUAAAGAAGGGUUGGGGAAAUACAGGUAGAAUUUGCUUGCAGGGUUGUCUGUUCAGCUUUAGCCUUUUGAUCUUUAAAUCUUAGUUUCUGCUAUUCUUUUUGUGUUGAGUGCUUACAUGUUCUUGUCAUCUUGUUUGUAUAUUCCUCUCCUUCUGGAUCUGUCAAAAUGCAUUGAAUUUUUAA
This is a messenger RNA of Sesamum indicum (sesame), 1241 nucleotides long. RefSeq lists its product as uncharacterized. The record is from RefSeq and is a predicted model, not a curated record. NCBI's taxonomy places the organism in Eukaryota, Viridiplantae, Streptophyta, Magnoliopsida, Lamiales, Pedaliaceae.